GUGAGUAGUGGCGCGAGCCCGGCUCCUGGUCGAACGAAGAAGAAGGGUCCCAAGCCCAAGAUGACGAAGGAGGAGCGUCGGGCGAAGUACACGCAGAAGGCGUACGAAGCGCGAGAAAAACAGAACCAGCUGGGGCCGGGAGCGAACAAGACUCGCUGCUUGGGGUGCAGAGCUUGGGGCCACAUCGUGGCCAAUUGUCCAGAAGCGAAGGCUGCUACGGGCAUCUGCUUCAACUGCGGAUCCACCAAGCACGCGCUGCGGGUGUGCCCCGUUCCGAAGCAGAAGGACGGAAGCCUGCCCCACGCCACGUGCUUCGUCUGCAAGGCGAAGGGACACAUCAGCGCGCACUGCAAGCAGAACGCGAACGGCGUGUAUCCCAAGGGCGGCUUUUGCAAGGGGUGCGGCUCCAAGCACCACCUAUCGUGGGACUGCCCGGAGAGCACCAAGGUGGACAAGAAGAAGCUCAACAAUAGCGUCAAGAAGGACGACGCUGUCGGUACUGCCUCUGCGGACGACGUUGUUCCGGGACCUGGCGAUAGCGGCAAGGACAGAGGAACGGCAUCCAAGGAUGCAAGAGGAGGCGGCGGCAAGGCAGAAAGAUCUGCCGGCGGCGGGGGUGCCGUAGGCGGGAGGGCGGAAGAGGUUACCCCAAAACGUCGAAAGGUUACCGGCAGCUCCGUAGCGUCUAGCGCGAGAGGCUCGAAGAGAGUACCGGCGUCGCGGAUCGGAGGCGACGACCUCGAGGACGACGGUUACUACGACCCCGACGACGUUCCCGACGCAUCUUUCGAGCACCCCGAUGGGACGGAAGAGCAGCUCUGGUCGGGAAGUAGCGGUGGCGUUGCCCACCAAGCACCGGGGAAAGGGGGAUCGUCUGCCAAGAGGAAGUUCUCUUCCAAGGUCGUUGUGUUUUGAUGUCGGGAAAUGUUCGUUACCGUUUCCCAAGGUUGUUUUUUGUUGUCGGGCAAGUCUUCAUUUGCCGGGGGGUUUUCCUCUCUCUCUCUCGCUUUGUGUUGCUAGUGCCGUUCCAAAUGUUCACCGGUAGUCGUGAGUGCAGACGAACAAGAGGGAAGUGAUUGCUGAAACCUGCACACUUUAAAAAUGAGGGCACGUACUUGCUGCGGGAGGAGAGGCGGAGAAUUUUCCGUGUGACCCCGGCUUAUACGUCAAAGAUCUUCCGAAAUGUCGAGAUUGGCGCCCAGAGUAGACGGGACCAAGAAAAUAGACUCUCGCUGGACCGUGCCUGGGGAUGUGCUUCUAGUCCAAUGGGCCUCAUCGGCGGUCAGCAGUUUGUCUGUAGAACGAGACGGCUUGUUGCGUGUGUGUGCCCUUCACGGUCGGUAUUCAGAGGGACGUGUCCGGUUGCUAAUGUUGACGUUCGUGUUGGUUGCUUCGAGCUGAUUGGUGUUGUGUUGUGUCGUGUCCCGUGCAUGUAUUGCCCACCCUCUCUCAUAUGCCAAAACAAAUUAUCACAUUAUCA
Messenger RNA from Ectocarpus sp. CCAP 1310/34, 1480 nucleotides. The record is from the annotation of a GenBank genome assembly. Lineage: Eukaryota; Phaeophyceae; Ectocarpales; Ectocarpaceae.